AUGUCGGCUUUGCCUCCGAAAUCCCAAGAGUAUGUGCCCAUGGUAGAUGAUAUACAUUCUCGCGCCGCUCCCAAACCGCGAUCGAACAACGAGAAUGUCACAGAGAUUGUUCAAUUCCUCCAAGCCCACGUAUUCUCUCCAGAUCAGUCGCAGUCGAUUGGGCCCAAAAACAUGAUCAAAGCUGGACAGAGGCGCCUCAGGUUGGCCCUUCGCAACAGGAAGGGCACAGACUCAAACGCCAAAGCCGAGGACGCUUCUCGUCAAGUGGCAACACUACACAACAACAGCUCCUUUCCGAUAGCUCAAUACCGAAAAUGGGGACAUAAGCGCAAUUCUUCUUCAAUUGCGUCUAGUUCCAAGUCUGUUUCGGACCUCAGUUUCAAGUCAAAUUCUAGACGGGAUGUCGAGACCAUCGGCCAGCCAUGGCUGGAGAGCCCACUUGAAACCAGAGAUGAGCCGGGUUCGAAAGCAAGCAGUCAACUCUCGUCGCUCGACCUCCGUGAUCUCGCAUCAUUCGUUGAGGCUGCUGUGAACUUUUCUCCACUCGAAGAUUCCAUUCCUCCUCCUUAUCAGCCACCGACAGAGCAGCACAGAAAGACAGCAACCGUCGGGCCCCUCGCCGCUCAACAUGUACCACAGCCUGAUACGCCAGUUAAAUCAACAACCAAGAUUUCAAACUCGGACGCGGAGGACAUGAGCCGCAAGGCUGGCAAAGAACCACAAACAGGCCCAAGGUCCAACCAUCCUGCUCAGCCAAGGGCCUCGGGUAACAAGAGCAAUUUUGAUAUCCAACCAUUAGAAUUGAAGCCAAAACGCGCUACACCAGUCACUACUAAACCGCCUCCAUCCAACUCGGCAACCACCUCUAAGAGCUCGCCUACACUGAAACUAUUCCCAGAUGCGGUUGUCCCGCGCACUUCAAGUCGAACGACGUUACGUAUUCCAGCCGGACGGUCGCCAACCCCAAAUCGAUGCUUUUCGCCAACUCCUGGCUCUCAGAGCACCCCAGCGCUGGCUACUUUCUUCGGGUCAAGUAGCAUCGAGGCCAGAAGUUCCACCAACAGCCUACCUGGAAUUCAAGAGAAUAUUUCAGAAGCGCGACAAUCCACCAAGCUUUCCUCACGUGGGUCGGAUCGACCUUUAGCAGAUGGUAUGGAAAGUAUCAAGUCUAGGAACACCCAAUCCAAAUCAAGUCGCCGCCAUUCGUCAUUGCUCCCUAGUUUCAUUAAUGUCUUUCCCAUCCCAGCACCAUCCAGACCAUUGCCUUCAGUACCAGGGCCAAAUAUUCGAUCCCAUGAUGUCAGUGAUCAAAAGAUGUCUUUAGAUCAACAAUCCGCUCAGAUUGACACGAAGCAUCUCACUCCAAAUACCCCAAACAGCGUGUCGUCGCUGAAGAGUUCAGAACAUACCAACAGUCCUACCCGUGGCCGUGAUUCCCCAUUUCCAAGGCUGGUUACCGAAAUCGAGGAUCCAGCAACCACCAAUACAACGGCCGUCGGGCCACCAAUACCAGUGCAGCCGCGCCAUGGCUCUCUAGGGAAAGCCGGGCGUAGUCGUGAAGAGAAAGUUCGUUCAGUGAUAAUGAAAGACUUGCGUGUGAGUCGCCAGGAAAAAGGCUCAAGUAAGGGUAAAACUGUCGAGGAGCCUCCAUCUCAGGUCCAUGGCCGCGGCCAGAUAUCACUAUCACAGAGUGACUCCCAAAUGAGAGCUCAACGUCAAUAUCAAAGAAAGAUUUCAUCUGGGCCUUCCUCGCCGCCUCCUUUGUCUCCUCCACCAAACGACCCCCUGCGACAUGCCUUUCAAAACCGACAGUUUUGUACAUCCCCAGCAAGUACUAUGACCACCGCACUCGAGGCUCUUGAGGAUGUUUCGCGCCCGGCUUCCGGUAGGGAUCACGGCAUUUGCCAACAAAAAGAUAACUUGCGGAGCGUCGAAGCAAAGUGUGGGCGAGACUCCACAGGGCCGAAUGUUCCUGAUGCGCUCGAGAUACCUCUUCCAUCGUCAGACGAUGAAGGUCCAGGCGGGGACUUCUGUUGGAAUCCACCGCGUAAAACCUCUGGCCAACGCCGACGGGGGAAACAAACUCCAAUCAUUAUCGAUGAGCCUACCUCUAAGAGGGGCCGGUCGUUGAAGAAGCGUCAGGGUACCGGCAACGCCCAACGACAACAGGAUUACAGGAGAUGUGAUUCCGAAAAGGCCCUUGGGAAACAUCGCUCUCCAAAAGAUUGCCAACCUUACGAGUCCUGUCGCCACCAAGAAGGACCCAAAGUAAAUUCUUCACUUGAGGGACGCAUCGAGCACCUCGAACGCCAGAACAAGAUCCUUCAGGCGGCGCUCCUUGCGGCUUUGGAUGUGGGCGUCAAACAAGAUUUAUCCAGUCUGCUAGCAACCUCAACAGCAUCGACCACUGCACCUCCUCUUACGGGGAGAUCUUCAUUAUCGACAACAAACUCCUCUAUCUCUGAAGUUCCUUCGAUGGAGCACAUCAAACGCACUCGAGAUAAGAAAGUCCCUUACCGUCCAGAAAGCUGGAUUGCAAGUCCCGACUCGUUCACUACAUGCAGUUACGAUGAAGAAUGCGAUACGCAAACCAGGGAUUUGGAGGAGAUUAUAGACGAAUUCGAUCUCAACUGGUCCCCGCAAAUUCCACAACAUGUCUCUGCUCUUCUCUCCCACCUCACUUCCCGCCCGGGGGUUCAAUCGACCCUAAUCCUCUCCCGCAGAGAUGGCUCCAUUAUCCAAACAACGGGCCUCUUAGGCCCUCCUAAACCUAUAAGAAGCGAAGCCUCUUCCCCAACGACAGUUGGCGCCUCCACAGAAGAGGCAUCGACUACCACCGCUGCCGCCACCGCUCCAUCAUCUCCACAGGCAGAAACCCAACAACCCUCCAUCACUUCUCCCACAUCUACAUCAACACAAACGAAACCCUACCAACCCUCCGCCGCAGAAGCUCUGGCAGCACAUAUCUUCGCAUUCGUAUCUAGCGCUUCGAAUCUCAGUUUUUCGCUCUCUCACCCACAAGGCGAGACCGCGGCUUCGUCGAACGGUAUCCAUGAGUCAGUAUUAGGGAAUGGUUCUGGAUCUGCGGCCGGGCCUACGCGGGAAGAUGGCGAGGGCGAGGGCGAGGGGGCGCAGGACGAUGAUGAGGUGAAGCUCCUUCGGUUGCGCACGAAGAAGCAUGAGAUUGUGGUUGUACCUGACCGGAAGUACCUACUUUGUGUUGUCCAGGAUGCGACUCCGAAUGCGGCGGGUGGUGUCGCGGCGGGGACGGGGGUGGGUGGGCGUCCCUCGAGGUAA
Aspergillus versicolor CBS 583.65 is the source of this 3297-nucleotide messenger RNA. RefSeq lists its product as uncharacterized. Gene Ontology annotation, molecular function: dynein intermediate chain binding. The transcript is spliced from 3 exons. The coding region runs from base 1 to 3297 and encodes 1098 amino acids. The record is from RefSeq and is a predicted model, not a curated record. Gene Ontology annotation, cellular component: cytoplasmic dynein complex; cytoplasm. Gene Ontology annotation, biological process: microtubule-based movement. Lineage: Eukaryota; Fungi; Ascomycota; Eurotiomycetes; Eurotiales; Aspergillaceae.